AUGUCUUCUGAAGAUGCGUCUAAUGAAACCGAAGAAGAAGACUCGUCGGACAGCGACGAUGAAUGCCAAGCGAACAGCAACACUCAACCGUCAACCAUCAAACCCACAACGAUACCGCAAGCUCUUAGAGUCCCAGAGAAAAAGGUCCUACCCGGUGCAUCAAUAGCUCCACCGCAAAACCCAGCAUGGUACACUAAAAGAAUACUCGAGGAGGAGAGGCCGGAUCUGGCCGGCAAAGAAGGAAGGCUCGACAUGGAAAGCACCGAGUUGGAUCUUCUCGACAGACAUGUACGAGAUCGUGCCGAGCUUCAAAUAGAAGACCUCAUAGUAAAUGACGAUAAUUAUGACGAAGAUGAUCGGCGCUUUGUUCGGUACGAAAUUCAGUUGAAGUACAACGAAGGCCGAUAUUCAGCCAUUUAUAUCGUCUCGAAACAAAUUUGCAGAGACAAUAACAUUAAAGACGCUAGUGGUCUGUUUGCUCUAAAGACGGGGCUCCGCAACGGCAGUUCCACGUUCAACAUCAAAAUGAAGAGGGAGUUAAGGAUUCUUGCCGAGAUGUCCAAGGCAAAAGCGUCUUGGGUGCCUACGUAUUUUGAUAGCGGUAGCGUUUGUGACAUGCCUUUCAUCGUCAUGGGUCUUCUUGACAUGAACAUUGAUAAGUUGCGAGAGAUGCUCGGAGGGAAAUUCAAGCCAGCAUCUGCGUUCUACAUAGCAGGUGAAGUGCUGAAUGCACUGAUG
Messenger RNA from Ostertagia ostertagi, 738 nucleotides. The record is from the annotation of a GenBank genome assembly. Lineage: Eukaryota; Metazoa; Nematoda; Chromadorea; Rhabditida; Trichostrongylidae.